Messenger RNA from Haliotis rufescens (red abalone), 3174 nucleotides. RefSeq names its product neuroglian-like. The record is from RefSeq and is a predicted model, not a curated record. NCBI's taxonomy places the organism in Eukaryota, Metazoa, Mollusca, Gastropoda, Lepetellida, Haliotidae. Bases 29 to 2173 code for a protein of 714 amino acids. The transcript has 12 exons.
GCAUCACGUACUGACAGCUCUGGUAUUGAUGUUGGGGGGACUAAGGAAAGCAGAUUCUUUUCCAAUCAUAUUUGAACCCCACAUUAGAAGCACGCAGUACAUUCGUCGGGGGCAAGAUGUUGUCCUGAACUGCUCAGCUGAAGGCAACCAAGUAUUGAGGUACAGUUGGAUGGUAUAUGGACAACGAAUACAGUCAAAUGGGCAAUAUGGAGCACUGACCAUAAAGGAAUUUACACUUCGUAACCAGAGUCACUACACAUGUCGGGUGGACGAUAAUGAGGGCUAUGACGUCUCCCCGGUGGUGUCUCUGGUCCUAGCGCGACUGGAGCAGAAAUGGAAUGUUCCGGUGAGAAACGUGACGAAGCCUGAGAUGCGUCCUAUGUCACUAACCUGUAAUCAUCCCCCCUUCUGUGCUCCCCCAGGGAAGUUCAAUUGGUUUAAAAUUGAAGGAAAGACACCAAGCCAGGUCAUGAUCAACAAGAGGAUUAUGAUUGACAAUAACGGAACACUUCAUUUUGCAUUUGUUGAAGAAAAGGAUGAUGGUAUAUAUCGGUGUGGCAUCCACAAUACCGUUAUGGAUAAAACCAAAUUAGGAAGCCAAGUGAAUGUCACCGUCCGAGCACGUCCAGAUGUUCGAGAGAUUAUAAAUCUGACUGGUGGAAUCUCACCAAGAGUCAUCUCGUACAGCGCCACGACGACUGUUGUAUUAGGAUCAGAAGCCAAGUUGGAAUGCAUUUUCGGCGGGAAGCCCAUUCCUACGGUAACGUGGACUCGUAAUGGACAAAACACCAAAGAGUAUCUGAAAACCCAGCUCAAUGGUGGAGCUCUGACAAUACAGAGGGUGCGUGAAAGCGAUGGAGGGAAUUACACGUGUUCAGGCAUUAAUUCCAAAGGAAAAACGUCCAAAUCAAUUCAAGUAAACGUUGUUUCGGGUCCAAUUUGGAAGAAGAUGCCAACUACAAAGGAUGUUUCGGAAGGACAGGAUGUAACGUUUGUAUGUACAGCUAGAGCCAUUGGCCCCACAUCCCCCAUGAUGACCCAAUGGAUUCAUGACAAGGGAAUUAACAGGAGAGGUAUCGCUUUAAGCCGCGACAAGUCAGAGUUGACUUUCCACAACGUCAAUGGAGGUACUGAAUGCAUCCGGUGUAACGUCAGCAACAACAUCGACUUUAUCACAAAAACAGCUUGCUACAAAGUUAUCAAAUCAAGUCCAACACUACUAAUUAUAGUGACUGGCUGUUCGACAUUGGCCAUAAUUCUACUAAUUAUGGUUGUGAUGUUCUUUGUGAUUUACAAGAAACUAAAAGAUUUAGGGACCGCAAGGUUCCGCCUCCCGUCCAUGUCAUCCAGACAAAGGAGAAACACAGGAGGAACGACAACGGUAGGAAAUACCACAGCAGGAAAAAGUACAGGUUAUUUGGAAAUUCAGGACAUGCCCAGUGCAAACUCAAAGUAUAGACUUUCAGAUAUUUUUAAGCAAGAGUUGAGGGGCGUUCCUUUUUACCAGGUCCGUAAUCAUACAUCUGAUGACUUCCUUCACGACAAAACUCGAACAGAUAUGAAUGAAUCCGAUUUUCGACCGAUUACAAGACACAACUCAGAUAGUUGUUUGUCGACCCGAUCAAGCUACAUCCAUCCUAAACACAACUGGAAGACGAACAGACACAUGUUUGGUUCAUUUAUGACUGUUGACAGAAUGGUCAACGCAUCUGGUGACAACAGAGGAGACGAGGGUUGCAGGAACUUUGCAGAAAGAUCUAAAGAAGCUCAAAACGGGGAGAGUCGAAAACAAAUCAAGAUGGACAUAGCAGGAUGCGCACACAGCAGUGGAACACAUGAGGAAAAUACACAGGAAUACAAACCUCGGUCAGACGGUCAGUGGAACGUAGAGAAACGCGACAACGAAGCUCGUCCGACCAAAGGGCAAGAGGCAAGGACUCGGGCAGAUAGGCUUACCCGUGGAAAAGAACGCAACCAUGAACCGCGUGCGGUAAAAGACCAAAGAGAAAAAAACCGGUUUGACAGGGAGCCGCAUGUUGAGAAUGUAGGUGAAGCGCCAGUAUCAAGAAUUCUACAAAAUCCCCACUUCGGCCAAGAUGCAACCUUGAUAGAAAAAGAGAUGUUGCGUCUAUGUUCAGACUUUGAAAUGUGUCCUGAUGAAAAUAGUCCCUGAACAGGAUACUUCAGAAUGAAGAAAUAUCCAAGGUUAAUAUUGAUAUUAUUGUACCUGCCUCAAUAUCAUAUAUAUGUUCCGAAUAAACAUAUCGGUCCAUGUCGUAUUUCUGUCAGAAAACGCCCCAAAUAAACUGCUUUACUUGAAGUUUGUAUAUAUGGUGUUGAUGGUAAUUAUAUGUAACAGACAGACAUACAGAUUUAUUUCGUACAUGUGGCCAUGAGGCCAAUAGUACAAUGACAUUUUGUCGUAGGAACAUUCGUGAUGGAGCACCACUUCAAUAUUAAUUGGAUCUGAACAGAGGUGCACUUUUGGGUUUUAUUAAUAUUCAGUGUAUCAUCUUCUUACAAAAAACUGCAAACUGAGAAGAAUAUGGAAAUUUUUGCUGUUCAUUAACUUACAAAUUUUCUCUCUCUCUGUUACAUGUAAUAGUAGUUAAGCAGGUGUUUGAUUGUAUUUUCUUCAUUACACUGGACAUUUUAAUAACACAUGAUAUUCAUCUUCUUGGUAAUUUUGGCAGAAAGGACAAACUGAUGUUAAAACAUCAUUAUCUUUGGAAUGCCUGUAUAAUUGUAUAUUGAGGGUAUGUAUAACGCACCUGAACUUCGUUAAACAUCUGCGUAAACAUAGAUCGAAAAGUUGUUAAAUACAUUUCUGGUAUUAUUUCUAUGUUAAAAAAUGGAAUAGGCAUGACCAGCCUCACCAAUACAUAUCUUCACAUUGUUGUACAUUUUUAUAGGUAACAAACUGCUUCUGUUUCAUAGAUCUGCAAUUUUAAUAUAAUGUAAACACGAGUUGAAGGGGCUGACUGGCACGUGUUUGUUACACUUUUACAUCUUGUUCAAGUUUGGAGCUUUCCUGUUUGUUUUUUGUUUGUAGGUUGGUUUAACUACCCUUCUUCCAUGUUGGCGGAAUUGAAGACCAAUGUCGAAUGACGUCACGCUACCUCAUUGACGUAAUCCAUUGUUGGUUACGUGUUUCACACUGACCUCUAUUGUGUU